This is a messenger RNA of Macrobrachium nipponense, 1987 nucleotides long. RefSeq names its product lathosterol oxidase-like. Gene Ontology annotation, molecular function: iron ion binding; C-5 sterol desaturase activity. The record is from RefSeq and is a predicted model, not a curated record. Gene Ontology annotation, cellular component: membrane. Lineage: Eukaryota; Metazoa; Arthropoda; Malacostraca; Decapoda; Palaemonidae.
CCUCAACAAGUCUUCCUUCCAUUUCCCGCGAUCUGCAGUGUCGGGAGGUUGGGGUCCAAUGUCUCUCAUUCGGAUGUAGAAUUUUAUUUCGGUCAAAUUUAGAAACGAACAUCGAAAAUGACGUCAACAGAUUCAGUAACGGAAACAAUGGAAUCACCACAACUGAAAAAGACAGAAUUUGCGGACCCCAUGGCAGUAACUUGGGCUAAUAAAUACAGCGAUAGUUUGCAGAAGUAUUGGAACAGGUUACCGAAUUUUCUUGGUACAUUCAUCGCUACUGUGGCAGUCUUCAUCCUCGGGUCCUCCGUAAGAGGCGAAUGGCUCCUCAUUCUGGUGCACUUCCUGAAAGCCUUCAGUUAUGGUGGCGUUUCCAAUGAGACAUCAAACGGUUCUCUCCCUUCUGGGCGUCCCUGGAGUCUUAACCUUGAGGAUUAUCGCCUCCAAGGUGUCGGUUACUACUGGGUGUACUCCACCACUAUCUCCUACACCUUCUACAUUGGUGUUGGUGGCUUCUUACAUUGGUAUUACUACGUCCGCCAAAGGGACCGUCCAGAGGAAUGGAAAUGUCAGCCCAAGAAGUUCAUGAGUCCAGAGCUUGAACGUGACGAGAUACUAUUAGGUUCUCUCUCCCUCUUCAUCGGUUCCACCAUAUCAGCCUUCAUAUCGUGUUACAUUAUGAAUGGGGGCGCUACGAAGAUAUACUAUAACGUCAGCGAUUAUGGAUGGUUAUGGUACUUCGCCUCAUGGCCUGUCGUCUUCAUAUGGCAGGAUUACCUCACGUACUGGCACCACAGGUUUUACCAUCUGCCCUUCUUCUACAAAAAUUUCCACAAGCUUCACCACAAGUACAAGCAACCCACUGCGUUCAGCGUCACAGCCAUUCACCCGUUCGAGUUCAUCCACAUGCAAGCAGUGCUCGUGAGCCCCAUGGUUCUCUUCCCGGUUCACUGGACGGUGUUCGUGACGAUCCUGGCCUACCUGUACUACCACGGCAUCAUCGACCAUUCAGGCAUCAACUUCAAGGCCCACUGGUGGCAGCCUUGGCAACCGGACUGCAUCUUCCACGAUAAUCACCAUCAGUACUUCCAUGUCAACUUCGGGUUCAACAUGGAAAUCUGGGAUAAAAUUCAUGGGACGUACAGGCAGAAAAACAAGGUGUAUCGGGAAGAUAUUUUCUAUGGCAAAGGAAAAGACAUCAGCAGCUGUACGCAGUCCGAACUCAAAGAAGAUUUAAGCCAGAGAGAAUCAGAGAACGUCUUGGCCUACCGAGGUCAAGUACGGGAUGAACAGAUAGAAGAAGUCAGGCGGAAAAUCCAGUAAUGGGUUCUCAGGCAUAAUUUUGUCUGAUGGAAUGUUAACUCAAACUGCUAGGGCGUCUCUGUGUCUACCAAGCAUAUAUAUCUAUUCAUACUAGCCUUGGAUAUAAACCGGGUUUCAAUAAUUAAUGUUCAUAUAGACUCGAGACUGUUUUACAACACCUAUUAGUACAUUUUAAGUACCAGACAUUUCUACGUAUCUAUGACAUCCUGACAAAAUUUGAAGUUAUGCCGUCAUUGCCUUCGUUAAUCCAUCUGGUGUAAGCCAGUUUAAUCCAUAGUUACUAGAAAACAAAAUGAUGUAUGUGGAAAAUUCUUCCCUUCAGAGAGUUUUAGUGCUGCGAUGUGCAUGAGUCUAAAACCUUAUUGUACAGAGGCAGCUAGAGAGUAGUGAGUAGCCGGUUCCUUCACCAUAAGCUGCUGAAAGUAUCACAUUUUAACGCAUGCAGGCGUUACACUGAGCCACAUGUAUAAUAUGGUGAUGGUGGAUACGCGGAAAUAAUGAGAGCAUUGGUGUUUUGCCUAGCUUUAGGUAUUACUCCUCUUCAGCGAAUCAUUCGUGCUAAGAAAUCCAGAGUGAGGCUUUCAAUACACGCACACUACUGAGCUGAAAAUAUGAACAAUAUUGAUAAAUGUAUUAUCAAAUUUGAAAUAUUAAAGAGAGUUAUCAC